Tigriopus californicus is the source of this 749-nucleotide messenger RNA. RefSeq lists its product as uncharacterized. Lineage: Eukaryota; Metazoa; Arthropoda; Copepoda; Harpacticoida; Harpacticidae. The record is from RefSeq and is a predicted model, not a curated record. The transcript has 4 exons. Bases 123 to 749 code for a protein of 208 amino acids.
UCUCCGUCUCUCUUUCGUUGUAUGUUCCUUGGGAGUGGGAGGAAAGGUCUCACUUGUCCCAUGAACGAAAAAAGAACGAGAUUCCAGCCAAGGCCAUUGUUCCGAGAGGCUCCAGAACAGGAAUGGCAACCACCAAUCUGUUUUACAUGUGCACCUUCUCUUUGGGCAACUUCACCUAUUUGUACAGAUGUCGGAUUUUGGACCAAUACUGCUGUGGACAUACAUGCUGCUUCAAGCAACCGCCCUCGGAUACGUUUGAGAUAUUUUCUUCGUGGUACUUUUGGAGUCUCAUACUGGUGGUGCUCAUCGUAUUUGGUUGCAUUGUCGUGAGUUUCGCUCUCACGAGCCUCAAGCAGAAGCACGACAUUCAGAGUUGGAGUCUGAUUGCGGGCAGUGCCUUCAGCAAUUUGGCCACUACCGUGACUGGAGCCCAAGGGAUCAUCAAACCCCAACUCCAUUACCGGAGGAAGACCAGGAAAGUGUCCAAUCAUCAAGAGCCGCCAAACGCCAGGCUAAGGAGAUCCAGCGAGAUGCCUUCCAUUUCAAGCAGUGUGGUGGAUACACAACAAUCCAACUUCCUGUCCUCAAGGAAUGCCCAUGCAGAUCCCGAGAAGCCUCAUGAAUGGGUUGAGAUUCAGCUCACGCCUCUGAGCCCUCCUUACAAGAGCAAUUGGACGGGGAAUUCGAGUGAAAUUCGAUUGGCGGCAUCGACGCAAGUGCUCUUUCCUCCAGGAUUCAUUAACUCCUAA